GGAAUCGCUUGUUGCAAUACAGAACAAAAGACACAGGGAAGAGCUUGGCAGACACUACGGAGCUAUGAAAGGGUUUGGGCAAGGAUAAACUGGAUUAAUGUAAGAUAAAGAAUGUGAAGAUUCCUCCAAAGAAUAAAUCAGAGAUCAGCAUUUCAAAGCUUUGGAAAUUCUAAAGGAUUGGCUGCAAGCACUCACUUCCCCCUCAUGGAGACACUGGACAAACUUCACCUGAACAGGCAAGUAAUGGCUCUUAUUUUUAUGAUGCCUUUGGUUCUGGUUUGCAGUGAGGCAACAACUCAAUACUCUAUCUUAGAGGAAACAGAAAGUGGUUCCUUUGUGGCCCAUCUGGCCAAGGAUCUGGGUCUGGGAGCUGGGGAGCUGGCUGCCAGGUCUGCACGGGUGGUGUCUGAUGAUUACAAGCAGAGGUUGCUGCUGGAUCCUGAGACUGGGGAUUUGAUUCUGAGGGAGAAACUAGACCGGGAAGAGCUGUGUGGCUUUGUGGAUCCCUGUGUGCUGCCUUUCCAGGUGUCUCUUGAAAAGCCAGUGCAAUAUUUUCAAGGAGAAUUAUUGAUACAGGACAUAAAUGAUCAUGCUCCAGAAUUCCCAGAAGGAGAAAUACUAUUGAAAAUUCCAGAAAACAGUCAGCCAGGCACUCUGUUACCACUGAAUUUAGCCCAGGAUUUGGAUGUGGGCAGCAAUGGGCUUCAACAAUACACAGUCAGCACCAACCCUCAUUUUCAUGUCCUCACUCGAAAUAAUAGUGAAGGCAAGAAAUAUCCAGAAUUGGUGCAGGACAGAGCCCUGGACAGAGAGGAGCAGGCAGAGCUGAGCUUAACCCUCAUGGCUCUAGAUGGCGGGUCUCCACCUAGGUCAGGAACAGCCUUGGUUCAAAUCCUGAUCAUGGACAUCAAUGACAAUGCUCCUGAGUUUGUGAACAGUCCCUAUGAGGUACAGGUCCCAGAGAGCUGUCCCCCAGACUCCCCAAUCCUGACUGUCUUAGCAUGGGAUGCAGAUGCUGGCAACUUUGGGAGUGUUUCCUAUGGCUUGUUCCAAGCAUCAGAUGAAAUCAAGAAAACUUUCUCAAUAAACAAAGUCACAGGAGAAAUACGGCUGAAGAAGGAAUUGGAUUUUGAAAAAAUUAAAUCUUACCAUGUGAAAAUUGAGGCCACAGAUGGAGGGGGGCUUUCUGGGAGAGGUUCUGUGAUGAUAGAGGUGUUGGAUGUGAACGACAAUGCCCCAGAGCUGACCAUAUCUUCACUGACCAGCUCAGUCCCAGAAAAUGCUCCUGAGACCAUAAUCAGCAUCUUCAGAGUUGGAGACAGGGAUUCCGGGGAGAAUGGAAAGGUGGUUUGCUCUAUCUCAGAAAACCUGCCAUUCCUUCUAAAAUCCACUUUCAAGAAUUUCUACACUCUGGUGACAGAGAGUCCCUUGGACAGAGAGAGCAGAGCUGAGUAUAACAUCACCAUCACAGUCUCAGACCUGGGCACACCCAGGCUCACAACCCAGCACACCAUAACAGUGCAGGUGUCUGACAUCAACGACAACGCCCCCGCCUUCACCCAAACCUCCUACACUAUGUUUGUCCAUGAGAACAACAGCCCCGCCCUGCACAUAGGCACCAUCAGUGCCACAGACUCAGACUCAGGCUCCAAUGCCCACAUCACCUACUCACUGCUGCCGCCCCAGAAUCCACAGUUGGCCCUCACCUCAUUAAUCUCCAUUAACCCUGACAACGGGCAGCUGUUUGCUCUCAGGGCGCUAGACUACGAGGCCGUGCAGGCCUUUGAGUUCCAUGUGGGUGCUUCUGAUGGAGGCUCACCCGCGCUCAGCAGCCAGGCUCUGGUGCGCGUGGUGGUGCUGGACGACAAUGACAAUGCGCCCUUCGUGCUCUACCCGCUGCAGAACGCCUCUGCGCCCUUCACUGAGCUGCUGCCCAGGGCUGCAGAACCUGGAUACCUGGUCACCAAGGUGGUGGCUGUUGAUGCUGACUCUGGCCAGAACGCCUGGCUGUCAUUCCAGUUGCUCAAGGCCACGGAGCCCGGGCUGUUCAUUGUGUGGGGGCACAAUGGCGAGGUACGCACAACCAGGAUGCUGAGUGAGCGAGAUGUACCCAAACACAGACUGCUUCUGCUGGUCAAGGACAAUGGUGAUCCUCCACGCUCUGUGAGUGUCACUCUUCUGGUGCUGCUGGUGGAUGGCUUUUCCCAGCCCUACAUCUCUCUACCUGAGGUGGCGCCUGACCCCGCACAGAAAGUCGAGGAUGCGCUCACUGUGUACCUGAUUAUUGCCUUGGCAUCUGUGUCUUCUCUCUUCCUUUUGUCCGUGGUGUUCUUCGUGGGGAUAAAGCUGUGUAGGAGGACCAGGGCAGCCUCUCUGGGUGGCUACUCAAUGCCUAAGGAACUCUUUCCUGGCCACAUGGUGGAUGUCCGUGGCACAGGGACCUUGUCCCACAACUACCAAUAUGAGGUGUGUCUGACCGGGGACUCUGGGACUGGUGAGUUCAAAUUCCUCAAACCCAUGGUCCCCAACCUAAUGGUUCAGGACCCUGGGAGAGAAAUUGCGGAAAAUCUUCAUUGCAGGGAUAGCUUUGUAUUCAGCUAAGUCGGAUGUUCUCAACCUGCGGUUUAUAACCUCUUGAGGGUCGAAGGCCACUCUCACUACGGUCGCCUAAACCCUCAGAAAAUUCUUAUGAUACACACAUAAUAGUAGCAAAAUUACACUUACAAAAUAGCAACGAAAGUAAUUUCACAGUUGGGAGUCACCACAACACUAUGAACUGUCUUAAAUCGUCCCAUCAGUAGGAAGGUUGAGAACCAGUGAGUUAAGUGAUGGGAUUUCCUAAGUGAUGUACAAUUCUUUUCUCUUUUAAGAAAUGAUCUUGUGUCUAUAAAGUUCUCCACUAGUCUAUUUUACUUAUAUCAUUAAUAGUGCUCACAGUUUCCUUUUUAUUGGUAUGAAAGUUCUAGCCAUUAGUUGUACUGAGCAUAGUUCAUAUUUUUCUCCACAUAUGAAUAACUUUGGAGAUUACUACUCUGAGAAGCAUAGCCUUUGAAUUAAACUCUUGAUGAGCUUGUAAGACAUUUUACUUAUCUCAAAAACCCUUGCGUUUUUAUAUGUAUUUGUGACACCAGCCAUUUUCAUGCAACUUCAUCUUUCUAAAGGUAGAGUGUGUUUAAAAUUACUUAUGUUGCCUGGAUCAUUCUGCACGAAUAGAGAGCAGAAUUCUGUCAUGUUUAUGACCAGUUUAAGCUCCCAGACUAGCCAGGUCAUAAAUGUUAAGGUUGUGACACUUUUUGUUUGUGAGCAUCAUGCAUGGUAGUAAUUCUAUUUACUUGGUUGUGCAUGUUCUAGAUGUACUAUGGCUAAAGUUUUGGAUUUUUAUUUGACAAAAAUUAAAGAGAAUGUGUAGUUUGUCAUCUCAUUUAUUUAAUAAAGCUCUUAAAUU
Rattus norvegicus (Norway rat) is the source of this 3445-nucleotide messenger RNA. RefSeq names its product protocadherin beta 7 (gene Pcdhb7). The record is from RefSeq and is marked validated. The transcript has a single exon. The coding region runs from base 205 to 2601 and encodes 798 amino acids. NCBI's taxonomy places the organism in Eukaryota, Metazoa, Chordata, Mammalia, Rodentia, Muridae.